AUGGGCUACUUCUACAACUGUCGAGUCCGCGAUGAUGCUGGCCAGGUCCGUCGUCCAACUGGUUACGAACGAGUCGACAUUUCCUUCAAUCGGACGGUGAGAGUGCCCGACAACUCGGGGAAGUCCAGCCUGCCUCCAAAUUUGGAGGUGGUUGCGAGGGGCGGAAUGUUCUUGCCGAUAGCGGGAAGCAUAUGGAUCAACUUCACUGUCAAUUCGCCCUUCACCAUCAAAGUUUAUCCGGGUUCCGUUAAUGCAUUCGCGGGCGAACCGGCUGCCGAGGAGUUCUUUACAAAACAGCGCCGCCAAGUCCUUAGGUCUCAAGGAAAGAUCAUUCAAGAAUACAUUAUCUUCCCGGGUUCGCGUUGGCUAGACGGGAUUGCGUCUAGCAGUGGUGUAGUCAAGCAGUUCGUUGCUACAAGACUAGGAGAGGUUUGCACGGUCGAGGCUCAGAUUACAAGCCAUGAAACAUCCGGGGGAUUGCAGAUUGAGAUUACACCGGCCGUUGUGAGCCCUUCAACCCAAAUUCGGGUGAGAGUAGUUCCCUGGAACAAAACGAUCCACUUGGGUGUCCCUUCGGACUCGAACUUGAGGUACAUUGCGGAUAUGGUCUACCGACUUGCAGGUAUCAAGAUUGAAAUCCAGAGGGUCUUCUAUCAAGGUCAAGAAAUGCUUCCCAGUGGGCAUCGUCCACCGAUUUGA
Cladophialophora psammophila CBS 110553 is the source of this 699-nucleotide messenger RNA. RefSeq lists its product as uncharacterized. The coding region runs from base 1 to 699 and encodes 232 amino acids. NCBI's taxonomy places the organism in Eukaryota, Fungi, Ascomycota, Eurotiomycetes, Chaetothyriales, Herpotrichiellaceae. The record is from RefSeq and is a predicted model, not a curated record. The transcript is spliced from 3 exons.